Cryptomeria japonica (Japanese cedar) is the source of this 1923-nucleotide messenger RNA. Its product is annotated as protein PECTIC ARABINOGALACTAN SYNTHESIS-RELATED. The transcript is spliced from 11 exons. The record is from RefSeq and is a predicted model, not a curated record. The coding region runs from base 71 to 1675 and encodes 534 amino acids. Lineage: Eukaryota; Viridiplantae; Streptophyta; Pinopsida; Cupressales; Cupressaceae.
GAAAACACAUUCUGUACUGGUUAGUAAAUAAAAAUGUUUCCGCAAUUCCCGUCAAGAUCGAGAACAAGAGAUGGGCACGGUAGAACUGCGCAGGCAUUCCCCACCUCCCCAAUCUCCAACAGUACCUAUAUUAGAACAAGAUGAUUUUCAUCACCAGAACAGCAUUCAGAAGAAGAUCUCGGGAUCUUUUUUACCGAGGGUAAUUAGGACUUACUGCUGGAUGGAUUUAAGGAGGACCGUGUUGUUAAUCCUACUGUGUGCAUUGCUCUUGUUUGCCAUUUUUUCGUUGCCCCCUGUUUGGAAUAGCCUGAAUUCUCCAUAUCUUUGCAGUAAGGAUGGGAUUUUUCUCCGUUGUCCACAUGUCAAAGAAUCACCAUCUCUUUGGGAGAAUCCAUAUUCUGCAACCACUUCAUGGAAGCCAUGUGCUGAGAGGCAUGAAAGGAACCUUAAAGAUGUUCCAUCUGAGAAUGAAACAAAUGGAUAUAUCCUUAUCCAUGCUGAGGGUGGAUUGAAUCAGCAGCGCAUUGCAAUUUGCAAUGCUGUAGCAGUGGCAAAAAUCCUAAAUGCAACUCUUAUUCUACCAAUUUUGAAGCAAGAUCAGAUCUGGAAAGAUCAGACGAAGCUUGAAGAUGUAUUUGAUGUAAACCAUUUUAUCGAGUACUUGAAGUAUGAUGUGCGCAUUGUAAGGGAUAUACCUGCAUGGUUUCCUGAAAAAGAAGAAUUAUUUACGAGUAUCAGGCGAACUGUGAAAAACAUUCCCAAGUAUGCAUCUGCUGAAUUUUAUAUAGAUAAUGUGCUCCCACGCAUCAAGGAGAAAAGAAUAAUGGCUUUGAAGCCUUUUGUUGAUAGGCUGGGAUAUGAUAAUGUUCCACCAGAAAUAAACCGUCUGAGGUGCCGAGUCAACUACCAUGCUUUAAGAUUUCUACCUGAAAUUGAAAAAAUGGCUGAAGUGUUAGCAUCGAGAAUGAGGAAUCGUACAGGCACAUUACAUCCAUACAUGGCUCUACAUCUACGAUUUGAGAAGGGCAUGGUUGGUCUUUCAUUUUGUGAUUUUGUUGGAACAAGAGAGGAAAAGGCAACAAUGGCAGCUUACAGGAAAAAGGAGUGGCCUCGCCGUUACAAAAAUGGAUCACACCUUUGGCAGGUGGCACUUGAGAAACGUAAAGAGGGCCGAUGCCCCCUUGAACCUGGGGAAGUGGCAUUUCUGCUAAGAGCAAUGGGAUACCCAAAGGAAACUCAGAUAUAUGUUGCUUCUGGACAAGUCUAUGGUGGCAAAAAUCGCAUGGCUCCUCUCAGAAAUAUGUUUCCAAACUUGGUUACCAAAGAAGAAUUAACAAAGAAGGAAGAAUUGAAGCCCUUCCGAAAACACAUUACAAGCCUUGCAGCUCUUGAUUUUCUUGUUUGUUUGAAGUCUGAUGUGUUUGUGAUGACUCAUGGUGGAAACUUUGCAAAACUAAUUAUAGGGGCUCGCAGAUAUAUGGGACACCAUUUGAAAUCCAUAAAACCUAAUAAAGCCCUCAUGGCAAGAUCCUUGGGUGAUCCCUUCUUAGGCUGGGGGGCAUUUAUAGAGGAUAUAGUAGUUUCACAUGAUACAAGAACUGGAUUGCCAGAGGCAACCUUUCCUGGUUAUGAUAUAUGGGAAAAUCCUUUAAGUCACUGCAUGUGUAAAUCAUGAUGCUUUCAUUUCUCAAGUACAUUUUUACACAUUUUUAACUUGUUUUGGGUAUCAGGGAAGCCAUUUGGAUGUUACUGCUCUGAUAAUUGUAAAAUAUUCUUGUAUAUAUAGGAAAUUCAGUGGUUAAGUUGUGUGUAAACUAGUUCUUUUAGUAUGUAUCAAGGAAAACUUUCACUUGUUUGCCAUUUUAUGAUCUUUCUGAUGAUGACAAAAAUAUUUAUGAAGAUUUGCCAAAUGUUUAUAAUUUA